AUGGAGAACUUAUCGAUGGAGGGAGUUUCUAUUUACGAAUUAGACAGCGAUGAUGACAACUACAACGAGAAUUUUCAAGAAGAGAUUGCGAAGAAGCACCGUUUUGAUCGUCUUCUUUUCCCACGUGACUUUCCUGGCGCGAAUUCGAAAGAAAGAAUGGAACAUCUUAUUUCAAUCACGGAGGAAGUUCCAGGUACAAAUGGUGGGGUGCGAAUAACGAAGGAAUCAGUAAACGAGAAAGGGUUCGGAAUGACGGUAGGCAGUGCACUAGCAGCGGAGCGAGAGAGAAUGCGAGAACUUUGGGGAGAAUAUGGAGACUUGCCCUACAAUCCAUUAGUGAGUCUCAAUUAUGCGAUGUGGAUCGGUGAUGAUCUCUUAGCGAGGCCUGUCGAUUACAGUUACGAUCGAGGGGAUAAUCCAGAAAAAGGAUAUUCGGAACUCGUACAGAUCGGCGACGGAAGCCUUCUCCCAGGCCUAGAAGAAGCUCUUCUGCUUAUGACUCAAGGAUCACAGCACUUUGUAAUUUGCCAGCCGCAGUGGGCGUACGGAAAAUGGGGGAUACUUCCACGAAUUCCUGGCAAUGCGGUUAUUGUCUUCCAAGUUUACAUUAAAUUUAUCACCUUCGAGAUCGAGGAUCGAUUUCGAAAAAUGCCGAUGAAGGAUAGAGCGAAAAUUCCGCUUCGAACAAUUCUAGCUACUUGCAUUAUGCUCAGAAGCCAGGCAAAGCAAAUGUUCGAAAAGGCAUCGGAAGUCAAAAGAAAGGUCAACAGAAGUACUGGCGAAGAAACAUACAAAAAGACCGGCUUAAACAUUGGGAAUUAUCAUGGAGCGGAGCGAAGUGGUGAACUUCUCAACUUGGCGGUGGACAUCUUGGAACGCGCGUGUUUGAAAAAUCUGGACGAAGAAAUUGAGAUGAGAAAGAUGAUGAUCAACCUGCACACGGAUGCCUGCCUUUCCUGGCGAAAAGCGAAGCCAAUUCUUUACAAAAAAGGAAUCGAGCAUGGCGAACGAUGUAUGCUGCACUUCGAAGAACUGAAAGAAAUUUUUCUGAGAGAUGAAGAUGAGGACCAAAAAAGAUUCAACGAAUUUUUGAAGUCAUUCUACAGCAGAUUGACAAGGACGAGACGCAAUUUGAUGGAGCUCUACUCGCGCGACAUUUUCAACUCGUUUGACGAUGCUCGAAGAAUGUACGAAUCGUUCCAAGAUGACCUGCACGACGAGGACCUUCCGUACAAAAACUUCAUCAAGACAGAAGACAAAGUGGUGAUGAAACGAAUGAACGACAAGAUAAACAAAAGAAAAGAGAAUUGGCUGAAACAACAAGCAGGACUGGACGAAUUUCUGGACGAAGAGGAUGAGUCUGUUCUGGCGCCAGCUGACCAGGCCGGAGCGAAAGGGGAUGAAAAAUUCAAGGUCACUCAAAUCAAUGCAAAGAAGUAUAACUUGGCGAAAAGCAUUGAAGAACUGCACCAAGAGGACGCUAUGGGAGCGCCUGAUAAUCUACCACCAGGCGGUAGUUAUACCUACUACAAGAACUUCAUCGACGACCUCGUCAGAGCUCCUGACAGAACGGGGCACCUGUUCUCUAAUCAUUACACGUCAAAAGUAGCGAUAAAGUUCAUCAUCGCUUACGCCGACUCUCGUGGAUUGAAGUCUUUUCUGCGAGUAUGCGAUGGUGAGAGAAAUCUCGUGGUAACAAAGGACGAAACGAAAGAAAGCUCACUUCUUGGCCGGGUCUAA
Messenger RNA from Oikopleura dioica, 1740 nucleotides. NCBI's taxonomy places the organism in Eukaryota, Metazoa, Chordata, Appendicularia, Copelata, Oikopleuridae. The record is from the annotation of a GenBank genome assembly.